Molecule: messenger RNA, 5902 nt
Organism: Aphanomyces astaci
Lineage: Eukaryota; Oomycota; Saprolegniomycetes; Saprolegniales; Verrucalvaceae
Exons: 2
Coding region: 18-5873 (1951 amino acids)
Biological process (GO): retrograde transport, endosome to Golgi; intracellular protein localization; endocytosis
Cellular component (GO): Golgi apparatus; membrane; endocytic vesicle
Source: RefSeq, a predicted model, not a curated record
GACCGCGCCAAGUCAGCAUGAGUCGCCCCGAUGUCGUCGGCGGCUCCGCGAAGGACCAGGUGAGGCAGUUUAGUGCUGCGAUCCACGAGUCUGCGGAAUUGAGCUUCUCGGAUGUAAAUGCCCAUCGGAAGAUGCUUCGUUCCCUCUGCUCCUUGAAGAUUCUACUUUCAAAUGCUACGACUAGCCAAAGAAAGGACGUGGCGGCAGGUCUUGUCCGCGCGGUCGUGCUUGCCAUUCAAGCCUACCACACGAAGCACCAGAACGGUUCCGACUGCAUCGUGCAACUCUUCUGCGAUGUCCUCGCCCUCGCAUACGACGGAUCGGCGGUGUCGGAAGGCAUGGACGUUCUCGUAAGCAAGACCGCGACGUUGGGCUCGAAACUCACAAUCGCCCGCGCCAUGUCCCAGUGGACCUACUCGCAACUACACAGCGCAGGGAGCUUCCUCCCUGAACUCAUCAGUCUCGGGACAAAGCACGCGAAGCACGCAGACUUGUACGUCCGCCAUGCGGUCGUAGACGGCCUCACUCGCGCGCUCUCGACAUACGGCUCCUACGGUCUGUCCUUCCACGGUGACGCCGUUAAAGUCGCCGCCAAGUUCUUGACCGACAAGUACCCUGAAAUCCGGCAGGCAUCGGCGAACCUCCUUCAAGUCCUCGUCGACCACGCGGAACCUUCGGACUCGGCGGCCCUGGACGCGCUGUACACCGUAAUAUCGAAAACGCUCGAUGAUCCCGCGCCUGAACUUCGGCGCGCGUUUGCCGCCCUCAUGGGGCAACUCCUUGGCAUGUACGUCCUCCCAUGCAACGAUGAGGAGACUGUCGGCGGAGCGUUCACUAAUGCCUCAACAUCGGCUGCCGUCAAGAAGAAGGCCACGCCGUCUCCGUUUCCGUCCAUCGACGUCGCCGUCGUGUACAUCAAAGACACGUUCUGCAGCACUUCCAAUGGACACGGCGGCAUCGGCGGCACCUUUGCCUCUGGCGCGGUCGUCCUCGCCACCCUCUUCCACACGAGUGGUCAUCACCUCACGGAACCGCAUUUUCAGUCGACGGUGACCGCCCUCUUGUCCUUCCUGGAUCUGCCGCUGCCGUCGGCAAACGAAUACGUGCGUGUGCGCAACGCAUUGGGCUUUGCCUUCCGCGCCGCCGCCAAGUCCCUCAACGAGCGAGAUCAGCACCAGUGGCUGCGCACCAUACUAAGCCAAUUCAACGACAGUUCCGCGUUGAGCCACCACCAGCGAUUGGUGUUGGCGGUAGAGUGCAGUCACUUGUUCCAUGCGUUGGGGGAAGCUUCUGUCGUGUACGCCUCAACUGCUGCGUUGACGCUGACAAACUUGCUCACCCAUGAGAAGCACAGCCUUCGGGUGGAAGCGGCGGGGGCGCUGGCGUCGCUAGCCACCGCCGUGCCCUACCGACGCCAAGCGAUCGUCGACUUGGUGCUGGAGCGCUUGACGACACUAGUCGACGCCGCGCUUUCUCUGGCCGCGAGCGCCGCAGAUUUGUACACCCUUCAAGGCCACAGCGCCGCGCUAACCCACCUCCUUCGAGCCGCCAAGCUCCAAAGCGGAUCGUCCCUCAACGGGUUGUUCUCCAUGACCCUGUACGCGCGUAUUCUCGACCUGGCCGAGCGCAUGCUGCAGUCGCAGUUCCGACGGGACGACUUAGCCGACCCUAUUUGGCUCACGUGUACACGCGCGGGGUGGGAACUCGUGGGCGCGCUCUUGCCCAUGCAUGUGCCCUUCACGGCAUCGCAGACCACCCGCCUCUGCAGCCUCUGGAGCACCGCUACCACCACCCAAGCGCGGGAUCUGUCGCAGGAACUGCUGCGUCUCGAAGGCGCGCUGGUGGCCCUCCAUAUGUACCUGACUACGCUCCCGCCAGACCCGAUCGGCCUCGCGCCGUUCUUUGCCCAGCUCUUGCAUGCUACGUUGACUAGUGUGUUGAGCAUGGGCGUUCCGUCCAAGCAGCGCGCCAAAGUCGCCAAACAUCGCGUUUUGGCAUGGCUGCUCAAGUGCUUCACGCUGGUGCCGCCGACCCUCGUGGCGGAUUCGUGGAUGACGCUACUGGAUCUCGUAGCCGAGUUCACGACGGCGCAGUCGCUGACGUCCCUCGCUCGAUCCACGCUCGUGCCGCCCACCACGACGGCCGUGCCGCUGUCCGACGUCGCGUCGGUCGUCCGGCUCGUCGCGGGGGACCUGCCCGAUCCAAUGUACCCCGACGCGUUGAAUUUCACCCUCACGCUCCUGCUCCCCGAUACGGCCAUGUCGGACAUUGAGCUGGAAACCGCGUAUUUGGACCAUUUUGUGUCGACAGGGCUGCCCAGGACGAGUGCGUUCACGUACGUUCGGAUGGUGGAUGCCAGUGUCCAGCUGUUCCCGUCGCUGUUUUUGGUCAUUCCACACGAACUCCAACUGCGCGUGCUGCAGCAUUUUGCAGGCGUGUUAGCCGACCCAAAAGUGCACUUGGACGUGGUCGUGAACGUGUCGGCGCUGCUACUCGCGACUGUCCGCGAGGCGCAAUCGCAGUCCCGUCGCCUCAUGCAACCACAUGUCUACCACCGUGCGACGUGGCCAUUGACGGUCCAGAGUAUGCUACUGGAACUGCUCGGCAGCAGCGUGGACGCCGUGCGCGUGGCGGCCGCGGAAGCGCUCGGCCUCGCGGCCUCGCUCAUGUCCGAAUCGCACAUUCGGUCGCUGGUCGCCGACCUCGAGACCCACAUCGGCACGCACCAGCACGAUCACAAAUCGGCGCUCUUGGCCGGCAGCGCCCUGGCCCUAGCCCACCUCAAACGGAGCUGUGGGUCCCGCUGCGCUGUCGACGUUACGCUGCUGUACCGGCUGAGUCAGGAGCACGUGUUUUCGAUGGCCCAGCCGUUGCGCACGUGGAGUUUGCGGGCGUGGAGUCUCCUCCUCGAGUGUGUCAACACGUCAGGCGACUACGAAGACCAGUACGUGGCGCCGUCGCUGCACCUGAUGGAGCUGCAGUUCGUCGUGGGCUGUCGCUUUGUGUCGGCCGCGACCGCCAAGAAAGGCCCCACCCUUCGUGCGUCCACGUCUGUGUGUGUUGCCAUGGGCCAGGUGAUCAACAGCAUCGUGUCGGCCCUCGGGCCCGAACUCUUGGACGCGGGGGGUAACCGCAUCGACCAACUGUACGUCUUCUGGGACCUCCUCCGCAUGACUCCCGACCCGAGGGUCGAGCUCGAGUACCUCCGCUUCAUCGAACAGUUGGUGCUGUUUGCACCGUCGUAUUUCAAAACCAGCGACCUCACGCGAGUCAAAGCACUGCUGCGCCAACCCGCUGUGUCGACGCCAGCCGAGUGCCGAGCCGUGAUGCUGCUCAUCGUCCGCAUCCUCGUCGAGCGCGACCCGGCCGUGAUCCACCAGGAAAAUCUGCACCUCGUGCUCUUCCAAGCCCUUCAAGUGCACGAAAUCGCCGCCGACUACCCGCUCUUGCCGGCCUUUCGAGGGAUGUGUGCCACUGGCCACCACCGCCACGUGCCAUCCAACCCCGUCGCAGAACUCCAGGGGUGUCUGACAGCGCUCCUGGUCACCGACUGCGGCGUUCAGAAGCUUCACAACGGCAACAAAGCGUGCGAAUGGCUGUUGUUAUGUCGAGGUCUAGCAGUCGGCGGCGUCGUGUCUGUGCCGCCUCCAUCCACAGACGACGUCGGCAGUCCUAGGGGAGGACGAGGGGGGCCGGACUCGCCCGUAUCGCAAGGCAGCCCCUCGACCUCGUCCGACAUUUGGCGCCGGACCAACCAUCGGAUCUGCGCCACUCUCGCAGACAUUCCUUGUCUGCACCGCCGCGUACGCGAGUUUGCCGUGCACAGUGUCGUGGCCAUCCUCGACCUCGUCUCGACCUCCGCCGUUGCGUCCGUGCACUUUGACGUGGGCAAGGCCCGUGCGGCAAUAACAAGGCUGGCGUCCGAACACGACAAUGUGAACUUUGUCAGUUUGUACGUGGACGAACUCGUGACCCUCGCGUGUCAGAUGAGCGCCAUGUCCAUGGACGGGUUUGAGCUGCAGCGCCUCCAAAGCGCAGGCAUGACGCUCUUGAACGUCGUGUGUCAAGCCAUGGCUGGCGGCGUGGACCCUGAACUCCCCGACGAAACGCUGCUGGUGCAGUACCAAGCGCAGCUGUCGUCCACCGUCCGCCGCGCGUUUGCCUCGGACCCGGCGUCGCCUCCAUUUGCUUCGUCGUCUACGGUAGUAUUGGGCGGCUACGAACCGCUGCAGCUUGAAGGCGCGGUGACCAUCGCCCACGUGAUUGCCAACAAGAUCAUCACGGAUAAAGUUGCGGUGAACCGUCUCGUGAAGCUGCUGCUCCGUCAACCAGACUUUUCCUACGACGCGUCCAUGUGCGACGACACGCUGCGCUUCCGCCUCGCGCUCACCACCCUUGGAAGCCUCGCGCGCGUCGCCCUAGUCGCCACCGCGGACGCGAUCGUCCUGCCUCGUCAUGUCCUGACGGCAUGGACGGACGCAGUGCGCGAUUUCUGCUUGCUGCUCGUGCCCCCCCCCGCUGGAGCCACGAAUUUCGGAGGAACGUUCUUUACGUCCACGCGGGAUCUGGACGUGCUGAAAGCAGUCGCGAUGGCCCAAACCCCCGUGCUUCUGGCCGCCCUGGCUCAACGGUCUGCCGACCGAACGACGCUGCUCACAGCCGCCCUUUUGUACUUUUCGGCGCGAACGACCGACGUUUCGGGCGUUCUCACGGUGCUAGAGGCCCUUCCCAGCAUGCUGGACUGGACGUCCAUCACUCCAGACACGUACGGCAACGUCCUCCACACUCUUCUUGUGCUGGCAUCCCACCCCGACGACCGAGUUGAAGCCGCCGCCCUUCGAGCCAUCCAAGCUCUGUCGACCAAAGACGGCGCCACGUACAUCCACGCCGCCAUGGCCUCUGUCGACUCGAUGGCGCGGCAGACGACGCUGCAGCAACUACAUCUUGCGACCACCGUCGUGCUUCGAUCGACCACUGCACGCCACGUCAAACUGGCUUCAUCGUCAGUGGUCGUCGAAGGGAUGCGGACCGCCGCCGCCGGGGCCGCCGUCCUCUUGCCGUUGGAUCCGUCGUUCGGUCCUGCGUUUAUUCUCGUGGCCAAUGACGUCCUGCGCCACUUUGGUCUGACCUGCGACUGGCUCGAACCCACGGCGGUGCUCUACGUGGACGCGACGCUGCGAUGUGUCGUGGCCGCUUCUACUUCCGUCGACCUUCAUGCUGUGGAGGCGGCGCAGCAGCUGUCGCCGGCCCUCGCGACCAGCCUCCGCGUCCUCGUCGACACGAUCGAGUGGCUCGCGACGGGCCAUGUCGUCCCAUUUGCAGCCAAACUCGUGAGUUCCGUGACCACCCACGUGGGGACCAUCGUCGACUUAAGCGACUUCCACGAUCGCAUUGCUACGACGUGGAUGCAUCAAGUCAGCGCUACUAGCAUGGACGCCGCCGCCGUCGCCGCCUUGGCGUGCUCGAGGACUUUAGCUGGCAUUCCCGUCGUUUCCCAGCGCAUGGGAAUGGCGGUGGUGCGACUGCUGCAUGAAGACGGUGUCCAACUCAUUUCCAAGGACGUCUGUGACGAGGUUGAAGCGUGGAUGACGGUGUUGAUGACUGGGAUGGAGGUGCAUGGGGCCGGCGAAGGAUGGCUGCAGGUCGUCCUGCCGCUGCUCCUUCGACUGUCCCAGCCCACGACCACAGGCCGCAUGCUCAUUAGCAUUGCGACGAUGUUCAGCGGAAGUUUCAAGGCGGCAGUAGGUCGAAUGGGCGAAGACAUGCGAAGCGCCCUGCAGACUGCCUUGCGACAGGCGUUGGUGGACAAGACGGCGGCGGCGGCGGCAGCCCCCACGACGUCCAUGAGCUUGGACUUUAGUCGGUAUGGGUAACAAUAAUGUAUUACAGUGUGGUUUCUGGA